Messenger RNA from Pterocles gutturalis (yellow-throated sandgrouse), 660 nucleotides. RefSeq names its product apoptosis, caspase activation inhibitor (gene AVEN). Gene Ontology annotation, biological process: negative regulation of G2/M transition of mitotic cell cycle. Lineage: Eukaryota; Metazoa; Chordata; Aves; Pterocliformes; Pteroclidae. The record is from RefSeq and is a predicted model, not a curated record. The transcript is spliced from 5 exons. Bases 1 to 660 code for a protein of 219 amino acids.
AUGGACAUGCCAGGAGAUUCUUUUACACAGUUCCGAUUUGCUGAUGAGAAAGAAUGGGAUAGAGAAAGCAUAUGCCAUAAACAGGUAUCCGCACUUUCCGUUGACGGUCAGUCUUUGGCCCAGGCCCUUCAGGAAUUGCCUCUACAUCUGAGGUUGAAUGUAGCUGCUGAACUUGUGCAGGCAUCAACACCUUUAGAGCUCCCACAGAUGAAAUCUAAAAUUAUUGAAGACAGCAAGAGGAGAGAGCUUCUGUUCCGACAGUCUCUGGCUCAGAGUGAAACAGUGUUGGUCUCCCAUCCUGUUGGUGAUUCUAUUGCUCCAUCAGAGCCCGGAAGUAAAAAUGGUCCUAGGGCAAGUGCAGCAUCACCACUUCAAAGGGUCCAUCCACUCUCAAAUGAAGAGACUGACCAUUUGGAUGAAGAACUAGAUCUUCUCCUAAAGCUAGAUGCUCCUAUCAAUACAGAAAACAGACCUGUGUCAGCUGCAUUAUCCUACAGCGUAUCAACUGAAAAAGAUUUGAAAAUGGAACAUAAGGAAAAUGACCCUUUAAAAGUAGAUAUGCCUGAAGAGAAGAUUACAGCAUCACAGCAACAGCAAAGUACAUCUAAAAAUGUUACUGAGGAAGAGCUUGAAGACUGGCUGGACAGAAUGAUUUCCUGA